Molecule: messenger RNA, 543 nt
Organism: Pseudomassariella vexata
Lineage: Eukaryota; Fungi; Ascomycota; Sordariomycetes; Amphisphaeriales; Pseudomassariaceae
Product: L-Aspartase-like protein
Exons: 1
Coding region: 1-543 (180 amino acids)
Molecular function (GO): catalytic activity
Source: RefSeq, a predicted model, not a curated record
AUGGGCGGUACUGCAGUCUGCCUACGAUUAGCCAAGUUACAGCUUGGCCUGUUGUUGAUAUUGUUGUCUUCUGCCGCCUGUCACAACAAGCUACGGACCAUAUCCGCGCUUCAAGUUUAUACCAGUGUGAGUAUGUGUGCGUUGGAUUCCCAUGUUCUGAACUUCCUCGCGCUUUUAGGUGGCUCGCUGGGGAAAAUCGCCCUCGACGUCAUCGUCAUGUCGUCCAACGAGCUGGGCGAGGUCUCAGAGCCAUCUGUGCCCCUGCGCGGUGCGUCGUCCACCAUGCCGCAGAAACGCAAACCCAUCUCGAGCAAAGUCAUCCUCACCCCGUCCAAGCUGCUGCGUGCCCAUGCCAGCCUGGGACUCGAUGUCAUGGUUGUCGAUUUUGAGCGUGCGUUGGGGCCGUGGCACCGCGAGUGGGUGGCCAUACCCGAGGCUUUCGUGCUUGCCGUUGGCGCCCUGUACCAGGCCAGCUUCGCCCUGGGCAGCCUAAUGGUCAAUACCGAUGCUUUAUUCGCAAUCUAUGCCCUACGCGAUGUCUAA